AGCCUCGAUCCUGAAAAUCUUUUACUCAUCCAGCAUCCCUCCCCUUCCAUAAUACCUUCUGCUUUUCAGAUCUCUGACGGUGAGUGGAGAGUUAAAAUACAGAAAACACGUAAGCAGCAGCAGCAAUCGCUUUCGGUUGGGGGAGGUUGCCUUGCCUGUACGUGCAAACAGCUACACCGGCCGCUUUCAACACCAGGCGUCCUGUUAAAUCGCAUCCUUGUAGCAUUUCUGCAGCUGAAUUGAGCUACUUGGGUUUGGCUUUCAAUAGCAGGAUUUGUUUUUGCUUUUGCGUUACAGUAAUUGAAACACUGUCAUUGGACUUUCAUGGGCUGUUGCAUCGCUACUUCUAUUGUCUGCCUAUAUCUCUGUUAAUAACACCAGUUCCAUCUGUUUCUGUGCGAUUUUUCGUUUCACUUGGGCUCCCCAGCUACUACAGUAAAGCAAAAUGUUGGAUCCAUCGUCCAGCGAAGAGGAAUCUGAGGAUGUCGUGGAAGAAGAAAGCAAAGAGGUGAUGGCACCUCAGGCCGGAGCUCGCCUUUCCCCGAGCCGGACCAGCGAGAGCUCCGGCGGGCUGCAGCCCAGCAGCCGGAGCAGCAGUGUCCGGCCGUCCAGCCCCAGUCCGUCAGUGGUCAGCGAGAAAGAGAAGGAAGAGAUGGAGAAAUUGCAGAAAGAGGAGGAGGAACGAAAGAAGAAGCUGCAGCUGUACGUCUUUGUGAUGAGAUGCAUUGCCUAUCCUUUCAAUGCAAAACAGCCAACAGACAUGGCGAGGAGGCAGCAAAAGAUAAGCAAGCAACAACUUCAGACAGUGAAAGAUCGAUUUCAGGCCUUCCUCAACGGUGAGACUCAGAUUGUGGCUGAUGAGGCUUUUAUUAAUGCUGUCCAAAGCUAUUAUGAGGUGUUUAUCAAGAGUGAUCGUGUUUCUCGGAUGGUGCAAAGUGGGGGAUGCUCCGCCAACGAUUCCAGGGAAGUGUUCAAGAAACACAUUGAGAAGAGGGUCCGCAGCCUGCCAGAGAUCGACGGCCUCAGCAAGGAGACUGUCCUGAGCUCCUGGAUGGCCAAGUUUGAUGCAAUUUAUCGCGGGGAGGAGGACCCUCGCAAACAGCAAGCCAGAAUGACAGCCAGCGCUGCCUCCGAGCUGAUCCUGAGCAAAGAGCAGCUGUACGAGAUGUUCCAGCAGAUCCUGGGAAUCAAGAAGUUUGAGCAUCAACUGCUGUACAACGCGUGUCAGCUGGAUAAUCCAGAUGAACAGGCGGCACAGAUUAGACGAGAACUGGAUGGACGUCUUCAAAUGGCAGACCAGAUUGCAAGAGAGCGCAAGUUUCUAAAGUUUGUUUCAAAAGAAAUGGAGAGCAUGUUCAUCGAGGAGCUGAAGUCAUCUGUGAAUUUGCUGAUGGCCAACCUGGAAAGCAUGCCGGUGUCCAAAGGAGGCUCUGAGUUCAAACUACAGAAGCUGAAACGCGGUCACAACACCUCCAUCAUCGACAUGGGGGAGGAGAACGAAAACCAGCUCUCCAAAUCAGAUGUUGUGCUGUCUUUCACGCUGGAGGUUGUGAUCAUGGAGGUUCAGGGUUUGAAAUCGUUGGCUCCAAACCGCAUUGUUUACUGUACAAUGGAGGUGGAAGGAGGGGAGAAACUACAGACUGAUCAGGCAGAGGCUUCCAAGCCAACCUGGGGAACUCAAGGUGACUUUACCAGCACACACCCGCUGCCCGCUGUGAAGGUGAAGCUGUUCACAGAGAGCACUGGAGUACUCGCUUUGGAGGACAAGGAACUGGGAAGGGUCGUCUUGCAUCCAACGCCAAACAGCCCUAAGCAAUCAGAAUUGCACAAAAUGACAGUUUCCAAAAACUGCCCCGAUCACGACCUGAAAAUCAAACUGGCUGUUCGAAUGGAUAAGCCUCAGAAUAUGAAGCAUUGUGGGUACCUUUGGGCAAUUGGUAAAAAUGUUUGGAAGAGAUGGAAGAAAAGAUUCUUUGUCCUGGUGCAGGUUAGUCAGUAUACCUUUGCUAUGUGCAGUUACAGGGAGAAGAAGGCAGAGCCACAGGAACUGCUGCAGCUUGAUGGAUACACCGUGGAUUACACUGACCCACAGCCAGGGUUGGAGGGUGGCAGAACUUUCUUCAACGCAGUGAAAGAAGGAGACACUGUGAUCUUUGCCAGUGAUGAUGAACAGGACCGUAUUCUAUGGGUCCAAGCUAUGUACCGAGCCACUGGCCAGUCCCACAAGCCUGUGCCCCCCACCCAGGUCCAGAAACUUAAUGCCAAGGGAGGAAAUGCGCCCCAAAUGGAUGCCCCCAUUUCCCAGUUUUAUGCAGACAGAGCUCAAAAGCAUGGAAUGGAUGAAUUUAUCUCAGCUAAUCCUUGUAACUUUGACCACGCUUCACUUUUCGAGAUGGUACAGAGACUUACUUUGGACCACAGGCUUAAUGACUCCUACUCCUGUCUGGGCUGGUUCAGUCCAGGGCAGGUGUUUGUUCUUGAUGAGUAUUGUGCCCGAAAUGGAGUCAGAGGCUGUCAUAGACAUCUCUGCUAUCUCAAUGAUUUACUUGAACGAGCAGAAAAUGGAGCAAUGAUCGACCCAACCCUGCUACAUUACAGCUUUGCUUUCUGUGCUUCACACGUUCAUGGCAACAGUCAGAAAAUGCCAGAUUUACUUGGUGGGUUUCUACAAAACACAGAGGCUGAGGGGGACAAAUCACAAAACCCCUCAGUCCCUGAGCCUGAGGCUAACUCAAAAAAGGAUUUCAAAAAGGAUUCUAAAAAAAGAAAGGAUUCCAAAUCUCAACCAGCCCCUGAGCCGAAAAGGCCUGAUGGAAUAGGAACUGUGACAGUCGAGGAGAAAGAACGUUUUGAAGAGAUAAAAGAAAGAUUGCGUUUACUUCUAGAAAAUCAGAUCACACAUUUCAGGUAUUGCUUCCCGUUUGGUCGGCCUGAAGGUGCUUUAAAAGCCACAUUGUCUUUACUAGAAAGGGUUCUAAUGAAGGAUAUAGUAACCCCGGUUCCACAAGAGGAAGUGAAGACUGUAAUCCGCAAAUGUCUUGAGCAAGCUGCAUUGGUUAACUACACUCGACUGUCUGAGUAUGCCAAAGUCGAAGAGAAUCAAAAGGAUCCAGCUCCACGGUCUAGGCCUAAGCCACCACCAGCACCUCCACCCAUUCAGUCGCAGAUAGACAUGAUAAAUCAGAGGCUCAAAGGCAUGCCUAGGCAAAUACCAAAAAAUGUAGGCCGCUUAAUUACUCCAGCUAAAAAACUAGAAGAUACAGUCCGUCUGGCUGAACUGGUGAUUGAGGUCCUGCAGCAAAAUGAGGAGCACCACGCAGAGGCCUUUGCUUGGUGGUCAGAUUUGAUGGUAGAGCAUGCAGAGACCUUCUUGUCACUGUUUGCCGUGGACAUGGACGCAGCUUUAGAAGUGCAGAGCCCAGACACCUGGGAUAGCUUCCCACUUUUCCAACUGCUCAAUGACUCCCUGAGAAGCGACUAUAAUCUGUGUAAUGGAAAAUUCCACAAACACCUGCAAGAUCUGUUUGCUCCCCUUGUGGUUAGAUAUGUCGACCUGAUGGAGUCAUCAAUUGCACAGUCAAUUCAUAGGGGCUUUGAGCGGGAAUCAUGGGAGCCUGUAAAGAGUUUAACAAGUAAUCUGCCCAAUGUGAAUCUACCAAAUGUGAAUCUUCCUAAAAUACCAAAUCUACCAGUUAACCUCCCACAAAUGCCUAGCAUUUCUACUCCGUCAUGGAUGGCUGCUAUAUAUGACUCUGACAAUGGCUCAGGCACCUCGGAGGACCUGUUCUGGAAGCUAGACGCCCUGCAGACCUUCAUUCGGGAUCUGCACUGGCCCGAGGAGGAGUUUGGAAAACACCUUGAGCAGAGGCUAAAACUCAUGUCCAGUGACAUGAUUGAGUCUUGUGUUAAAAGAACAAGGAUUGCAUUUGAAGCUAAGCUGCAGAAAAGCAGCCGGUCGACAGAUUUCCGUGUGCCACAGUCAAUAUGCACGAUGUUUAAUGUGAUGGUUGAUGCCAAGGCUCAGUCUGCAAAACUCUGUGCCAUGGAAAUGGGCCAGGAGAAACAGUACCACUCCCAAAUAGAUACACUUAUAGAAGAAACUGUUAAAGAAAUGAUAACUCUCUUGGUCGCAAAGUUUGCUGUCAUACUGGAAGGAGUCCUUGCUAAACUGUCAAGAUAUGAUGAAGGAACACUAUUUUCAUCAUUCCUGUCAUUCACAGUGAAAGCAGCCUCAAAGUAUGUGGAAGUACCUAAACCUGGGAUGGAUGUUGCCGACGCCUAUGUGACCUUUGUGCGCCACUCUCAGGAUAUCCUCCGUGAUAAGGUCAAUGAGGAGAUAUAUAUAGAAAGGUUAUUUGAUAAAAGGAUGGAUGAUGUUAGUUCUUUCAUGUACCUGAGAAUAUUUGAGCAAUGGUAUACCAGUUCAAUGAAUCUUAUAUGCACCUGGCUGACAGACCGGAUGGAUCUGCAACUUCAUCUUUAUCAGCUGAAAAUUCUUAUUAGGAUUGUAAAGAAAAAAUAUAGGGAUUUUCGACUGCAAGGAGUCCUUGAUUCAACCUUAAACAGCAAGAUGUACGAUACUGUUCGUAACCGACUAACUCUGGAAGAGGCUACCUCCUCUGUGAGUGAAGGGGGCGCCGGUCUCCAGGGAAUAACAAUGAGGGACAGUGAUGAGGAGGAUGAAGACGAUGAUUAGAUAAGAGCCCCAUUUCUGACUUAGUCUGGUAACCAAUGCAUGUACCAACCCUGUUAUUCAGUUAGCUACUCUAGGAUUUUUUGUCAGCUGUUAAAUGCCCAUGAAGGAACCGCAACAGUAAUAAUAAUAAUAAAAAUAAUAAUAAUAAUAAUAAUAAUAAUAAUAAUAAUAAUAAUAAUAAUAAUAAUAAUAAAAUAUUGACAUUUUAGCUGUGUGAUAAUAAAGUUAGCACCAGUCUUUCAUUCAUUCAUUUCUAAAUUCAUUUAUAUGUUCCUAAGCAAUAUGGAGUACCAUUUGUUUGACAAUGUUAAGUGAGAUCAUUAGGAAUUCCGCUAGGUGUGUCCCUGUUAAACACAAACCUAUAUGACGCUUCUUUGACAUACUGUAUAUACUUUGAUGGUACAUUGUUGUGAAGAUGAGUGUAGAGGUCCUUUUUAUUUGUUUUUAAGUGGAUGCCAACUGUUUAAAAUAAAAUUAGCUCCUGUAUUAAGUUAAGGCAAAAAAAUUGUGUGUUUUCUUUGUUUUUCUCCCUUGCGCUUCUUAAAUAUAUUUUUAGAAUGUAGUUCUUCAUUUGGCUUGACUUUCUACAUUAUCACCUUUUACUAACAAAAUGUUGUUGAGCCAAGAUUUAAUGAGUUGGUAUUUUAGAAAUGCAAUAUCCUCAUUGCUCCAUUGUGAUAUCUUGUCAAAGAAAAAUGAAGAUUUUUUUUUUUUUUUUUUUUUUAUGUUUUAGUAAGUUAUGACCCCUAAAGUGUUCUGUUUUAGUUAGGAAAAACGUUUACAUAAUGUUUAUGAAAAAGAAAGUUUCCUGUUUAUCUAUCUUGUUUUAACCAUUCCUGAAAUUGAAAAUGUGUUUAUAAUUCUUUGUAUUUCAAUAAUAUGAAAGGUCCAACAUUAUUUUUUGUUCCACAGUUGUUUUGUAUAUAUGAUGCUGUACAUUGCAUUUUAAGCAGUAGCUGCAUGUUCCAGGGUUCAUCCCUUCUCCCAAGGCUUUUGUUUCUGUGUGAGUUAGCUGGUGGAUUCAUAUUGCUUUUGCCUUAUAAAAGCCUACAGUUGUAAUAUGCAAGAACUGUGGCCUAUCAAUAAAAUAACUACAAAUAUACAAUUUGUUAUCUGUUUU
Acipenser ruthenus (sterlet) is the source of this 5816-nucleotide messenger RNA. RefSeq names its product calcium-dependent secretion activator 1. Gene Ontology annotation, cellular component: glutamatergic synapse. The transcript has 32 exons. Lineage: Eukaryota; Metazoa; Chordata; Actinopteri; Acipenseriformes; Acipenseridae. Gene Ontology annotation, biological process: synaptic vesicle exocytosis; positive regulation of exocytosis; dense core granule exocytosis. The coding region runs from base 446 to 4696 and encodes 1416 amino acids. The record is from RefSeq and is a predicted model, not a curated record.